Molecule: messenger RNA, 2578 nt
Organism: Melozone crissalis (California towhee)
Lineage: Eukaryota; Metazoa; Chordata; Aves; Passeriformes; Passerellidae
Gene: CYGB
Product: cytoglobin
Exons: 3
Coding region: 369-908 (179 amino acids)
Biological process (GO): oxygen transport
Molecular function (GO): oxygen binding; iron ion binding; heme binding
Source: RefSeq, a predicted model, not a curated record
GGUGAAGAGGCUGGUCUUGCAAUGCCUUUGAAUAUUUUACUUUUAGGCAGUUCCUCAUCAGUCAGCCACACACAUCCGAGGCGAGCUGAAGCUAACUACAGCCAUGGACAGCACUAGGAGAUCUCACAUCUAAUCGCACGCAUCAUUCCUCCGGGAUAUUCUUGAAAUUCCACAUCCAAACACGCUGACAGCAGCUGCACUCACACACACACACACUCACACACACACUCACACACUCACACACACAUCCACACGUCGCAGAGCCGCCGAGCAAACACCUUGUCUCUCCUCUCGCAGGAUAUACCCGCUCACACACAUCUCUCUUUAUCUCCUCCUGGCUUCCCGGAGGAUCCUGCCGGCUGUUUUUCAUGGAGAAAGUCCAGGGAGAAAUGGAGAUUGAGAGAUGGGAAAGAAGUGAAGAAAUUUCAGACGCAGAAAAAAAGGUUAUUCAAGAGAUAUGGAGCAGAGUAUAUGCAAACUGCGAGGACGUUGGGGUCUCCAUACUCAUCAGGUUUUUUGUGAACUUCCCCUCGGCCAAGCAGUACUUCAGCCAGUUCAAGCACAUGGAGGACCCUCUGGAGAUGGAGAGGAGCCUGCAGCUGCGCAAGCACGCCCGGAGGGUCAUGGGGGCCAUCAACACCGUGGUGGAGAACCUCAACGAUGCUGAAAAGGUCUCCUCUGUGCUGGCCCUGGUGGGCAAGGCCCAUGCCCUCAAGCACAAAGUGGAGCCCAUCUACUUUAAGAAACUCACUGGUGUGAUGCUGGAGGUGAUUGCUGAGGAAUACCCCAACGACUUCACCCCCGAGGCACACGGAGCCUGGACCAAGAUGAAGACCCUCAUCUGCACCCAUGUGACAGCAGCCUACAAGGAGGCAGGCUGGGCUCAGUACCCCACUGCCACCCUGUGAGCGCCCAGGGGGCCACCAGAGGGGCAGGGAGGGCUUUGCUCACCCCAGGACUUCACUCUGGUCUCCUCUCAAGAUCUUUGCUCGGUUUGGGGAGCCCAGCAGGGCCAGUUCUGUCAGCUGCCAAGUCACAAUUUGAUCUCCAUGGGGUUUAAAAACAAACUAAACAAGCCAAAAAAAGCCACAGAACCAUGAAGGGUGUGGGUGGGUCGGGGUGAAGCAGUUGCAGGGGACGCUGGAAGGGGAUGCAGAGGGUGAGGGGAGAGCUUUUGUUGUUGGCUCCAUCUUCCUGUCCUGGCCUGUCCAUCACCACCUCCCAAAUCCUGCACCUCACUUGCACCAUCUCAAAGCCCCUUGCACAAGUGCUGAUGCCCCAUUCACUGAUGAACAACACAACCCUCAUUUUCCACGUGAGGCCCCUGGCUAAACCUGGAGCCCCUGACUGCACCGAGAACUUUGCUUUGCUUUGCACUUUGUGUGUCACCUGGCAGGGCUGACAGCCAGAGCCUCUCUGGGUGCUCCAGGUGGGCAGCAGAGCUCACCUGUGCAGUCACCCACAGUCCCUGUCCUGGGCUGGCUGCUGCAGCCCCUCUGGGCUGGGAGAGAAGCUGCCCCACAGCCCCAGAGAGGGGAAGGAGGGGGAUCCCCUUUGGGGAUCCCUCAUGGCUCAGAGCAUGGUGUGUGGGUGGGAUCCCUGUGCCACAGGUGAGGAGCUGGUGAGUCCCCCCACAGCUCCCUGAGGAGGGGUUUGGAUGGAGCAUGGUGUGCCCUGGGAGCUGCUGUGUGUCGGUCUGUCUGUCCUCUCAGUGAGAACAGGGGUCAGGCUGUGAUUAGGAGGAGGAAAGAUGGCACAGACACAUCAGGAGGGAUUCUGGUUAUGAGGAAAGGUCCCUUCUCUGUUAACAUCCAUAAAUACCUUGUACAUAUUCCUGUCCUCAUGGUGAGACUGGGCUCCUCCAAACAAAGUGCCUGGUAGAAAUCAGCCCAUGCAGGAGCUGAGUCCCUCCUGGGGACAGCAGUGCUCCUGCCUGUGCCUGACAGAGGCUUCUCCCACCCCCCAAACGUGGCUGCAGGCCUUGGAGCGCUCAUCCCUCCUCCAACACCAACUCCUCCUGAACCUCUGGGUCAGUCUGCCUGGUUGUGCCUCAGUUUCCCCUGCAGAUAUGAAAAAAGGAGGAGGAGGAGCAGCCCCGUGUCCUUCUGCCCACAUGUGGUUGGAUUCGUAACAUUUCUGGGAACUGAAUGGCAAAGGAUUGAGGAUGAAAUGCCAGAUGUGCUGGGAAGCUUUGGAAUCCUUGGCACCCAAUAUUUCCCUGAAGGCCUGUGCUAUUUUUAGAGCUCAGGCAUUAAGGGCAGUGUUAUCUGUGGCAGUGGGAGGAGGGUUCCCUUCUGAGAUUCCCUCUGGCCUGGCUCCACCGCUGUCCUGGAGAGCUGGCAGCUCCUGAGAGAGCCCAGCUCCUCUCCUGGUGCCAGCUGGACAGGCAGCCAGCCCAGAGCUCCACCUGGCAUCCCCACAGCCACCCUGGGGCCAUCCCUCACCGUGGGUCACUGCCCCAGGCUGACCUCCCUCCUCCAGAGCAGACAGACAGACAGAACCUCCUGCUUGGCUCACCUGUGCUUUCACCAUCCCCAGGAACAGAACAGGUUUAUUGUGUCUCAAAACAGCCCCAGGA